Molecule: messenger RNA, 1006 nt
Organism: Drosophila rhopaloa
Lineage: Eukaryota; Metazoa; Arthropoda; Insecta; Diptera; Drosophilidae
Product: zinc finger protein 236
Exons: 2
Coding region: 41-1003 (320 amino acids)
Biological process (GO): regulation of DNA-templated transcription
Cellular component (GO): nucleus
Molecular function (GO): RNA polymerase II cis-regulatory region sequence-specific DNA binding; zinc ion binding; DNA-binding transcription factor activity, RNA polymerase II-specific
Source: RefSeq, a predicted model, not a curated record
CUGUUACCUGUUUACAAGUUUUUGUUGACAUUCAAUUUCAAUGGACUUGCGUAAAUUGUGCAGGAUUUGCUUUGUGGACAGCGCUGUGGUGGACAUCAGGGAGCACAGGAGCAGCGGCAGUUCGGAUCACACUGUUCUCGAGCUAAUUCAGGCCAUGUUCGGCAGGAACAUAGCGUUGAAUUUAACGGAGGAGCUGCCCAUGAUUUGCAGUGGCUGUCUAGAGGAAUGUCAGCAGCACUACGCCUUCUUCCGAAAGCUGAAGUUCGCCAACCAGCAGCUCCUGCAGCUCUACAACGAGGCGCAGUUGGAAAUGUGCCAGGAUGCAGAUCCGAAUGAGCAGACUGAAACGAAGGCUGGGGGGGAUUACGAAGCGUGGGAGGAGUUUGAACCACUGGAUAUUAUUGUAUUAGAACCAGAGCAACUGGCAGAGCCAAAGGAAACAGAGGAAAGGCAGGAAUCCGGUCCAAAACCCUCCCAGAGGCUGGCCAAUCAGGACUCUCUAAUUGUGUCCGAGUUUCUGCCCGCCACCACCGCCCAGCCGCGUCUUGAUCUGUCCGACUCCCGCCUGCAGCUGUUGGAGCCGCCCGCCUACGAGAUGCGCACCGUGGACUACGCGGCCGUCGAGCUCAAGCACUACAACUUGGACGAGUACAACGAGGCCAAUCGACUGCUCGAUGUGGAGCCCAGUGGCAGCCAAGCCAUCUACAAGUGCCAGUACUGCCCGCUGGCCUACGCCUCACCCCAGUAUCUGAAGACUCAUGUGCGCAACUCGCACGUCUGCAAGUACUGCACCACGGCCUUUGCCAAGGUGCGUGAUCUCAACGAGCACAUUAGGCGCAAGCACUCGCAUCACCAAUGCGUAGUGUGCUCCAACAGCUUUAGCACUAGCAGUAACCUAAGGGCUCAUCUUAAGAAAAUCCAUGGUGUCCAGUUGCCUGCACAAGUUGCAUUGCUAGAUUACAGACCAGCCACGACGGAUCAGGACAAUCCUCACCAUCAAUAAACU